AUGAGGAAGAUGGCGGCGUCCAGGGGAGGCUGAUGGCUCCAGGGAGGCGGUGAGAGGUUUCCGUACAGCCCAAGCGUUCGUCUUGAGGAUCCCUUCGCUCUGUUUCCCGCCCUCGAGUUUCUCGCCGCGCGUCCUUCCAAGCCGCCGGGCACUAUGUGGAGGAGCUGCCUCCGGCUGAAGGACCGGGGACGCCACCUCCUGAACCGGCCUUCAGGUGACCCCACCACCUUAGUGAGACCGGGGUCACUCCCCCAGUUCCCGGCCCGGGCCUAUGCCCCACCGACAGAAAGGAAGAGGUUUUAUCAGAAUGUCAGCAUCACACAGGGUGAAGGCGGCUUUGAGAUAAACCUGGACCACAGGAAGCUGAAAACUCCCCAAGCCAAGCUCUUUACUGUUCCCAGUGAGGCCCUGGCUAUUGCAGUCGCCACUGAAUGGGACUCCCAGCAGGAUACCGUCAAGUUCUACACUAUGCACCUGACCACAUUGUGCAACACAUCCUUGGACAACCCUACCCAGCGAAACAAGGACCAGCUGAUCCGGGCGGCUGUGAAGUUUCUGGACACAGACACCAUCUGCUACAGGGUGGAAGAGCCAGAGACAUUAGUGGAACUCCAAAAGAACGAGUGGGAUCCAAUUAUAGAAUGGGCUGAGAAAAGAUAUGGAGUGGAGAUUGGCUCCUCCACCAGCAUAAUGGGACCCAACAUCCCCACCAAGACUCGGGAGGUAUUCAUCAGCCACUUGGCGUCUUACAACAUGUGGGCCCUACAAGGAAUUGAGUUUGUAGUGGCUCAGCUCAAGUCCGUGGUGCUGACUUUGGGUCUGAUUGACCUGCGCCUGACGGUAGAGCAGGCCGUACUGCUGUCACGCCUUGAGGAAGAGUACCAGAUCCAGAAGUGGGGCAACAUUGAGUGGGCCCACGACUAUGAGCUGCAGGAACUGCGGGCCCGCACUGCGGCUGGCACACUCUUCAUCCACCUCUGCUCGGAGAGCACCACAGUCAAGCACAAGCUCCUGCAGGAGUGAAGCCUGCACUGCAUGUGCCAGCUGGGAUGGAGCCAGCACAGCUGCAGCUUCCCCAGCCUGACCCUUCCUGUCUGUGGGAUCCCUGGACCUGCAGAGCUCCCCCAGCCAUACCUGGAGGCUCUCCUGGUCUUUGGACCUUGGCCCCACUCAGCGUCACCCUGAGACGCCCAGAGACACAGUGUGGCUGUCUGGAGGUCAGCCUGAUUCCAAACCAGGUGCGCCUGGCCAGCAGCACGUGAGGGGAUGAGCUAUACAAAUGACUUUCUCUCCAUUUUGAUUUUAUUAAAUAUUGCUCCACUGCAGAAACUUGUUGAGCCUUGUUUUGGUCUGUGCCUCUGCAUUUCUCCAUUGCUGUUGUUU
This is a messenger RNA of Castor canadensis (American beaver), 1383 nucleotides long. It is a transcript of the gene Atpaf2, whose product is annotated as ATP synthase mitochondrial F1 complex assembly factor 2. Gene Ontology annotation, cellular component: mitochondrion. The record is from RefSeq and is a predicted model, not a curated record. Gene Ontology annotation, biological process: mitochondrial proton-transporting ATP synthase complex assembly. NCBI's taxonomy places the organism in Eukaryota, Metazoa, Chordata, Mammalia, Rodentia, Castoridae.